Messenger RNA from Procambarus clarkii (red swamp crayfish), 4085 nucleotides. The record is from RefSeq and is a predicted model, not a curated record. NCBI's taxonomy places the organism in Eukaryota, Metazoa, Arthropoda, Malacostraca, Decapoda, Cambaridae.
AGUCCGAACACAUUGCCCUUCUUACUGUCGUGCAUUUUCAUUUACUGCUAAGUGAAGAGAGGGGCAUUAGGUGAUUGGAAAUGCCCCUCGACUCUUUGUCCCACUCGGGAUUCGAAUCCAGAAUUCUCGAUUACGAGUCGGAAAAAAACCGCCUGUACUACUGGGACCCCAACUGUCCAUGGGUUCUGUUAUACAUACCUCUAGGAAUUUUAAUAAUUAUGAAGAGUAGAAGGGAAUGUAUUAAAUGAUCGUCUUCGGCACUAGUGAUACAUAUAUUUUGUUUUGCCAAAUUAAGCAACGGCAAUGAACAAUGAUGAGAUAAUGGACAAAUAUCUAAGUUACCCCCAGGCAGGUUUUCUGUGGAGGUGGUCUUAUGUGACAGGUGUUGUGGGACGUGUGUUGAAGCGCUCAUGUGUUGUGGGCGUGAAGGUGUUCCCGUCCAGUGUUGUGGUGUUGUGGGCGUGGAGGUGUUCUUGUCUAGUGGUGUGUUGUGGGCGUGGAGGUGUUAUCGUCCAGUGUUGUAGUGGUGUGGGCGUGGACGUGUUAUCGUCCAGUGGUGUUGUGGGCGUGUAGGUCCUGCUCUGCUAGGGUGUAGGUCGUGAAGGUCCUCGUCUCCAGUUGUGGGCCGUAAAGGCCCUUAUCUGUGGUGGUGUUUUGGUCCUCGAGGCCCUCAUCUGGUGGUAAAGGCCCUCAUCUGGUUGUGUUGUGGGGUUGAAGGCCUGCAUCUGGUAUUGUAGACUUGAAGGCCCCCCCCCACACCCAGUGUUGUGGUGUGUAGGUUGUGGAGAAGGUGCAAUGUACUACGGUGCAUUGUGGGGAUGAAUGUCCUCGUCUUGUGUGGGUUGUAAGGGUGAAGGUUCCUAUCUGGUGUAGACCAGCGGCGUGAAGUUCCUUCAAUGUGUGAAUUGUCCGAGCGAAGUUGCUUCGGUGGUGCGUGAGCCGUGGGUGUGAAGUCCCCGCAUCUGGCAAAAUAAUACUCGAAGGAUGCUUAACCAGUAUAUUCAAGAGCUGGAGCAGGAUCCCUUUGAUGGGGAGGAGUUUGUGGAGAGGUUAGCAUGGCGGGUCAAUGCCAGUAUAUCUCCCCCUGGUAGUACAGAUUCCGGUUUUAAUCCCGACUUGCUUCAUGAAGCCUUCACACAAGCCAUCAAGGACCUGCAGUUGCUGGAUGAGAGAACAGCUAAAAAGUGUGAGCGUGUGGAGGCAGCAGUAAGAGAAGAGGAAGUGCGCCAUUGGCACAACGUGGCACAACUCCUAGACAACAACAGGGAGGCCUUCCAGAGCUUCCAGGAUCUAGACAGCCACAUUAAUAGUGUAGCAACGAAAGUUGUUCAUCUGGGUGACCAGCUGGAAAGUGUCAAUACACCGAGAUCUCGGGCAGUUGAGGCACAGCGUCUCAUGAACCAUUUCAGAGAAUUUCUCCUACCAGGUCCCCUUGUGUCGGAAGUUUUUACUGACAAAACAAAGAUUUAUGAGGCGGCUGAUGUUAUUCAAAAAUUACAUCUCAUAGCUCAGGAAUUACCAUCUGGCAAGUUUGAGAAUGCCAAGCAAAAGAUUGCAGAGAAGUAUGAUGAGAUUGAACGUUCACUUAUCAUGGAGUUUGUUAAGGCUCACCGAGUAGGAGAUAAGGACCGGAUGAAAGAAAUUGCAUCCACGUUGUCACAUUUCAAGGGUUAUUCACAGUGUAUUGAUGCCUUCAUAGAAGAAGCACAACAUGGUGCGCUACGGUCUCGAGACCUCUACAUUGAGGUGGUUCCUCUCUGUCACCGAUCAGAAGUCCUUAUACGGGAAGUGUUCACAAAUCCAGAGCAAGUCAUGGGGAAAUUUGUUCUUAACAUAUUCCAAGGACAAUUACAAGAAUACAUCCAGGUGAAGCUUGACAAUAAGAGUGUUCCAGAAAUGUACUUGAAGAAUCUGCAUGAAUUAUACUGCCAGACUCUUAAGCUGUGCACGGAUCUGCAGCGUUUCAACUUGGGUAAUGAUUCACAGUUUCUGGCCAAGCUUACCAAGUCUAUCUUUCAACGUCAUCUGCAUUCAUAUAUCAGUGUGGAGACAAGGUACUUACGGGAGAAGUUCAAUUCAAUUUUAAGUCGCUACUAUGAAGCCAAAGGACAUCAAAAGAAAAAUAUACAAUCCGGAGGUAUUAAUGAUAUUCGGCGAAAUAUUCAGGAUGUGAUUGGAACCAAAGCUAACAUCAACAUUGGACCUGCUGUAGAAAAUUAUGGUGGAGAGACAUUUUUGUCCGAGGAAGUUGCUAUAUCUCUGCUUCAGGAGACAAAGCAGGCCUUUAAGAGGUGUCAGAUGUUGUCCACACAGUCGGAUGUUCACAACAAUGCAGUGCAAAUAUUUGAUCUUCUUACAAAGGCCUUAUUAAUUGAGCAUGUUGACUAUGCAAUUGAGCUGGGUCUUCAAGUGAUCCCUGGAGGCGAGGUGCGUACACAGCCCGAGAUCAGUUUCUUUGAGGUUCUCCACCAGAGCAGCUCCAUGAUGAACCUCCUGGACAAGUUAUUCAGUGACACCCUCGUUCCACUAGUUAUAUCUACACCAAAACAUGGAGAUUGUUUGCAGAAGAAGAAGCAGUUGGGAACAAAUCUGGAGCAGAAGUUGGACUUAGGGUUGGACCGUACCCUGUCUGCAAUUGUCAGCUAUGUCCGUAACGUUCUCACUAUUGAACAGAAACGGACUGAUUUCAAGCCUGAAAAUGAUGAUAUGCUCAUAACCAAUGUCACUGUGGCUUGUCAAAAAGUUGUACGAUAUGUGAGUGGAAUAGCCGAGCGUAUUCGGGAUUCUUUGGAUGGUCACAACUUAGAAAGCGUUCUCCUGGAGCUGGGUCUUAGACUACACCGAGCUGUUCUUGAUCACUUAAUGAAAUUUGAAUACAGUGCAACAGGAGCAAUGGCUGUUAUCUGUGAUGUGAAUGAAUACAGAAAGUGUGUUGCCAGUUUUAAGGUACCUCAUGUUAAUUCACUCUUUGACACACUUCACACACUUUGCAAGCUACUGCAAGUCACUCCAGAAAAUCUUAAGAUGGUGUGUUCAGGAGACCAGCUGAGUGGUCUCGACCGCACUGUGCUGGCAAGCUUCAUCCAAUUACGCUCGGACUACAAAACAGCAAAACUUGGUAAUCAACUAAAGUAAAUCCCUGCACAAGGAACAUAAUAUUCAUAAUUGGGGUUGUUUAUUGCAUCCACCUUAGCAUGUAUUUGAAAGUAACCAUUAUUAAGUAUCUUCAAUGAACUGUAAACAGAGUAACAUGUAAAAAUGAGCUUGAUAGGUCAUUGAAGACUUGUCAGUUUUUCCAGGUCACACAUCUUAAUUUGUGAAGCUUUUAAAAUAGGAACCAUUUGGUUGUAGAGUUGUGAUGAUCACAUUCCAUAUGGUUGAUAUUAUUACCUGCUUUAGAAGAGUAUAUGUGUACAGUAUGUGAAUGCAGAGAUAUACUUCUAAUUAAUGCAUAACAUAACUAAUAUAAGAGUUUUGCUUUUCAGAGUAUAUAAAUAUGCCAAAUUUUCUUUAAAAUUUUGCUAUUUAGAGCAAGUCUUACAUAGGAUUUGUUUUUCCUUUUGGGCUGAGGAACAAUAAUUAAAAUAUACAAUAGCAUUAUGGUAAAUGUGUCACAAGUUAAUUGUUAAGAGAUACUGUACAGUAUUUUGAUAUGACAGAAUAAUUGUACCGUAUAUGUACUUAUUUUGUGAAUUGUGUGCGCAAUAAACACUAAGUGUGCUAAGUUUGGCAACAGUGCUCCCAGCAAUGCUUGUAUGACAGAAUUGUGUGGACUAUUAUUAUACAACAUAAGUACUAUAGAGAAAGGUUUUUCCAAACUUCAUAUAGUAAAUAGGUAAGCAUUUCUUGCAAAUUCAAUUAGAAUGGCUAAGACUUAGGCUAGUAUCUUUUAAAUGUUUUAAUAAAUGUGUGUAAUUUGAGUUGAUUAGAACAGAAUGACAGUGGGGUCUCAUGGUGAAGGACUUUACAUGAAACAUUUAAAAGUACCUGCCUAAACCUUUGUUACCAAAAAGUGUUUUUUAGUAAUGGUGCAGAUUGUUUAAAGAACCUUUUAUAAUAUGUAUUUGGAUAAAAUACUUAAAUUA